CUCCGCAGAGUUCUUAGGGCCGGCUCUGCGCCCUGGCCGCAGACACGGGGUUGUCGUCGCCUGGGUGUCUGUCACUUCUGUCGCCACCUCGCCCGUCACCGCCACCGGUCGCCACCAUGAACCCCGACCUGCGCAAGGAGCGGGCCGCCGCCACCUUCGAUCCGGAGCUGGUCACGCACAUCUUGGAUGGCAGUCCGGAGAACACCCGGCGCCGCCGAGAGAUCGAGAACAUGAUCCUGAACGACCCAGACUUCCAGCACGAAGACUAUAACUUCCUCACUCGCAGCCAGCGCUACGAGGUGGCUGUUAAGAAGAGUGCCACCAUGGUGAAGAAGAUGAGGGAGUUUGGCAUCUCAGACCCUGAAGAAAUCAUGUGGUUUAAGAAACUACAUUUGGUCAAUUUUGUGGAGCCUGUGGGCCUCAAUUACUCCAUGUUUAUUCCUACCUUGCUGAAUCAGGGCACCGCCGCUCAGCAAGAGAAAUGGAUACGUCCGUCCCAAGAACUCCAGAUAAUUGGUACCUACGCCCAGACGGAGAUGGGCCACGGGACUCACCUUCGAGGCCUGGAGACUACAGCCACAUACGACCCCAAAACCCAGGAGUUCAUUCUCAACAGCCCUACUGUGACUUCUAUUAAGUGGUGGCCUGGGGGGCUUGGGAAGACUUCCAAUCAUGCAAUAGUUCUUGCUCAGCUCAUCACUCAAGGGGAGUGCUAUGGGUUACAUGCCUUUGUUGUCCCUAUCCGUGAAAUUGGGACCCACAAGCCUCUGCCAGGUAUUACUGUUGGGGAUAUUGGCCCCAAAUUUGGUUAUGAAGAGAUGGAUAAUGGCUACCUGAAGAUGGACAAUUACCGUAUUCCUAGAGAGAACAUGCUGAUGAAAUAUGCCCAGGUGAAGCCCGAUGGCACGUAUGUGAAACCCUUGAAUAACAAGCUGACGUAUGGGACCAUGGUGUUCGUCAGGUCCUUCCUCGUGGGAGAUGCAGCUCGGUGUCUGUCCAAGGCUUGCACCAUCGCCAUACGCUACAGUGCCGUGAGGCACCAGUCUGAAAUCAAGCCAGGUGAACCAGAACCACAGAUUUUGGAUUUUCAAACCCAGCAGUAUAAACUCUUCCCUCUGCUGGCCACUGCCUAUGCCUUCCACUUUGUAGGAAGGUACAUGAAGGAGACCUACCUUCGAAUCAAUGAGAGCAUUGGUCAAGGAGACCUGAGUGAGCUACCUGAGCUUCACGCCCUGACUGCUGGGCUUAAGGCUUUUACUACCUGGACAGCCAAUGCUGGUAUUGAAGAAUGUCGGAUGGCUUGUGGUGGACAUGGCUAUUCUCACAGCAGCGGAAUUCCAAAUAUUUAUGUCACUUUUACCCCAGCCUGCACCUUCGAGGGAGAAAACACUGUCAUGAUGCUUCAGACAGCCAGGUUCUUGAUGAAAACCUAUGACCAGGUGCACUCUGGGAAGCUGGUGGGUGGCAUGGUGUCCUACUUGAAUGACCUGCCCAGUCAGCGUAUCCAACCACAACAGGUGGCAGUCUGGCCAACCCUGGUGGACAUCAACAACCUGGACAGCCUGACUGAAGCCUACAAGCUUCGUGCAGCCAGAUUGGUAGAAAUUGCUGCAAGAAACCUCCAGACUCACGUGAGCCGCAGGAAGAGCAAGGAAGUAGCAUGGAACCUGACUUCUGUCGACCUCGUUCGGGCGAGUGAGGCCCAUUGCCACUAUGUGGCAGUUAAGCUGUUUUCAGAGAAACUCCUCAAGAUCCAAGACAAAGCCGUCCAGGCUGUCCUGCGGAAUCUGUGUUUCUUAUAUUCUCUCUAUGGGAUCAGCCAGAAGGGAGGAGAUUUUCUUGAGGGGAACAUCAUCACUGCAGCUCAGAUGUCACAAGUAAACAGCCGGAUCCUGGAAUUGCUCACACUAAUCCGGCCCAAUGCCGUUGCUCUGGUGGACGCCUUUGACUUUAAGGAUAUGGCGCUCGGCUCUGUUCUUGGCCGCUAUGAUGGGAACGUGUAUGAAAACUUGUUUGAGUGGGCCAAGAAAUCCCCACUGAACAAAACGGAGGUCCACGAGUCUUACUACAAGCACUUGAAGCCCCUGCAGUCCAAGCUUUGAACUUCCCCAGGGAGAGGUCUGACUUGCUCCAGAGAUCAUCGGGAAAUCUCUUCCUUGAUUCACUAAUCCUUGUGAAAUCUUCAUCAAAUUUGUGUAGCUAUAGAGCAACUGGUGGAUUGGCCUUUUUCGUCUCUAAGAGAAAUGAGCAGACUGUAGAGAUGAAAUGAGAAAUUCCGUAUGCUUUGAGUGCAGUAACAGACUCUUAGGUACUCAGAGGGCUGGCUUCACAGCUGUGGUCUGACCUCCACCUGUGCUGCUAAUCCCAGUAGGCCGUCAGCAAUUAGCGGGGUUUACUUCUAAAUCCUUAGUUAUUGUCACAUUUUUACUGCUAAUCACUGGAUAUAUGUUUUCUAAAGCAAAGGUGUUUUAUAAGGUGGAACUUUCCAGGUUUUCCAGCCUAAAUAAUCUACACUAAAAAGGCGUUGGGAGCCUGAAACUAAUAGGAGCCCUGAUGUGGGUGCAGCUGGUACAUCCGUAGCCGCUGCUGCCUGCUGUGCGGAUGUGUACUCUGAACUUUAUCAUUAACACAGCCAACACACACCCACCUAGGAACCAUAAGCCCUUGCUGGAAUGGCCAUCUGUCCGGGCUCUAACUUUCCUGGUCAUAGCACUAUUGCACCUUGUCCCUUGCUUGUGACAUAGUUAGGCACAGUUAUCUUUUCUUAUUUGGCCAUUGCCUGGACUUCAGUCCUGGUGGCUGGUGUCCUCCCUUUCCUGCUUGCCCUUUGAAAGAGAUACUAAAGACGGUGACUAUGCUUUCCUUGUAGGUUAAGUGGAGGGAGAGCCCUCAGCUGUGGCACUGCUGUAUUUUGGUGACUUCAUUAAGUAAAAUUCCUGGGACAAUCCAGAUUUGAUUCCUUUGUCUUGUGGUAAGCUGUUAAAAUGCUUGGUGGUCAAGUAUUUGGCAUAUAAAAGUAAAUCACUCAGGUCACCUUUAACAACCAGAAAUAACAGAAAACCCUUUGCCACAGCUAUGCACUGUGGUUUCUAGUUCAGGAGAUAUAAUCAUUGGUGCAGGCCAAGGAUGAACAGAGGUCGCAGCUAGUUCCUUGCUGCUGAGUACUUGGCUUUGUGGUGUUAGCAUCCUUACCUAGCAGGUCAAACAGCCCCUUCAGUUGCAGUCUAGUUUCUACAAUCAUUGUGCUUAAAGGUGAAAUAUACCCUUUGUGUGGGGUGGGGUGUGUGUGUGUGUGUGCACGUGCAUUUUUUGUAUGGUGAUUUUGUUUGUUUUGAGAUGGGCCCAGACUGACCUUGAACUCUUGAUCCUCAGUCUCCUGAGUGCUGGUAUUAUAGGUAUGUGCCACCAUGCCUGGAUAAUAGGGACUCUUUGUUCUUAAAAUCACAGAGAAGGCAUUUUAACCUGUUAACCCUGUACCCAUGGUAUUUGCAUCAUGAAGACAAUUGAGGACAUUAUACUGUUGAGAAUAUAGUAUAAUGAAGUAGAAAUAAUGUCUUCACACCUGACAUAAAACCAGUCCCAGGGCAGUUGAUAACAUUAGAUUUGUUGACACAAAGCCUUAACCUUUCUCCUGGAACAACUGAUAACUGCUUAUGAUUGAACAUUAGCACUAUGUCACCUCAUUUGGGUUUCUAUUGACAACACUUCAUAUUCUUGAAAAUAAGAAAUAAAUCUAAAUGACUGGA
Mesocricetus auratus (golden hamster) is the source of this 3746-nucleotide messenger RNA. It is a transcript of the gene Acox1, whose product is annotated as acyl-CoA oxidase 1. Bases 117 to 2102 code for a protein of 661 amino acids. The transcript is spliced from 14 exons. Gene Ontology annotation, biological process: very long-chain fatty acid metabolic process; fatty acid beta-oxidation using acyl-CoA oxidase; lipid homeostasis. The record is from RefSeq and is a predicted model, not a curated record. Gene Ontology annotation, cellular component: peroxisome. NCBI's taxonomy places the organism in Eukaryota, Metazoa, Chordata, Mammalia, Rodentia, Cricetidae. Gene Ontology annotation, molecular function: fatty acid binding; FAD binding.